This is a messenger RNA of Calliphora vicina (urban bluebottle blowfly), 2190 nucleotides long. RefSeq names its product glycerophosphodiester phosphodiesterase 1. Gene Ontology annotation, cellular component: plasma membrane. Gene Ontology annotation, biological process: phospholipid metabolic process; ethanolamine metabolic process; N-acylethanolamine metabolic process. NCBI's taxonomy places the organism in Eukaryota, Metazoa, Arthropoda, Insecta, Diptera, Calliphoridae. The coding region runs from base 285 to 1316 and encodes 343 amino acids. Gene Ontology annotation, molecular function: glycerophosphodiester phosphodiesterase activity. The transcript has 6 exons. The record is from RefSeq and is a predicted model, not a curated record.
GAGAGAGUUAGAUUAGUGAAUAGGAAAAAAUGCCCAACUAUAUUCUUAAAGGAAACGGAAGAAAGUCCUUUUACUGCCAUUUGUCAUAAAAAAAGUACUCACAAAAAAUUCUUGUUACAACGAUUAUUUUAAUUAAAUAGAAAAUUAAUUUUUAAGUGAAAAAAGUGUCUGUAUAUUCCAGUGUAGAUACUUAAGAAAAUUGUGUGGUUAAAGUGGCAGACUUUUCCCUUGCAUAUCAAUAAAAUUUUUUCGGUGGUGGAGUUAAUUGAAAAAUUGCUACGUGAAUGAAGAUUUUUACCAUUUUGUGGUAUUUUCUUAAAAUGUUUUAUCAACUUUUAUGUUGUUCCUUUAGUUUCCUAACGUUUUUGUUCAAUGUAUUUUGGUUUAUGUGUAACCUGGCCUCAGCCGGUAUACCCUGGUUCACAGUGCUCCUUGUAGUCAUCUGUGUAGCCUCGAAAUUUGUCAAACUAAAGAGUCCCGAUGAAAAACAGCUGCUCAGACUAUUGGCGGCCGGCAGCCAAGGUCUCUAUCCAGAGGAUUUAUCAUUUUGGCCCAUAGCUCAUAGGGGUGCGGGCUAUGAUGCUCCUGAAAAUUCUAAGGCAGCCUUAAAAAAGUGCAUUACACGUGGCUACCGCAACGUAUUAGUUGAUGCCGGUCUCACAUCAUGUGGCAAAAUUGUCAUUGUGAAUCGUUUAACUUUGGAAAAAGCUGGGCUAUCCGGUAGCAUUGCUCUGCAUACUCUAGAAUCUUUGAAGAAAAUCAAUAUUGCCGAAUUACAUCCAAUGGGCAAACACUUUGAUGCCGAAUAUGUACUAACUUUAAAAGAACUUUUGGAUUUCCUAGAAGAUCAACGACUCACCGUUUUCCUAUACAUAUCCGAUAAUAGCUCACAAAUGAUGGAGUGUCUAAAGACGACUAUUAAAGAAAAUCCUUUAUUUAUACAACGUAUCAUUUUAAUAAGCAGAUCUCCAAUAACGGUUUAUCAGCUUCGUAAACUAUAUCCCGAACUGAUAUGUGGCCUAUGGACUGAAAAAUCUUUGGCUUUACCUUUACUUAAAGCUUCAACAUUGAUUACCUCAAUAUAUGGUGCACUCUUUCGUAAUAUUAUCUCACCCGUUAUAGGCAUUAGUGUGGUAUUUGUCUCCAAAGAAGAAUUUAAUUUACACAUUGCUGAACUAUGGCGUAAUGUAGGCGUACGACCGAUUGUUUACAAUGUUAAUUCACCGAACGAAAAACGUUACUUCCAAAAAACUAUGAAGACACAAUAUCUAACCGAUUCUUUAAGAUCCGAACCUCAUUUAUUAAUGAAAGCUUAAAAGGCUAUACAAAAAACAAAAAAAAAGAAGAAAAUAUUAUAAUCUACUAAAUAUAAAACAUUUUAAAAAUUAAGACUCCUAAAGGCUUAAAUAACUCUAAAGGCAAGAAAGAAAUACAACUUAAAACCAUUUAAGCAUUUAAGCCCAAGUUUAGUUUUAUACAAACAAACUAAAAUCAACAAACAACUUUUAAUGUUUAUCACACAAAUUGAUAUUAUUUAUCUCAUCUUUUUUUAAUAUUAUUCGAAUAUACGAAAUGUCCUUUUGAUUUUUUAAUAUAUAUAUCGUUUUUUUUUCAUCUUUAUAGUAUUACAUACCAAACAAAGAGCUUAACUUAAGCCUACAGUUUUUGAUUAUUAUUAUUAUUUUAUUUAUUAUGUUUUAUUUUAUUUAUAUAAUGGAUGCUAUUUUAUAUAUUUGUUUAUUGCCAUUUUAUUAUUAUUAUUAUUACUUUUAAUUUAUAUAUUUUUUUUAUUUGUUACAUUUAUUUGUUGUGAUUUAUUUUUAUUAUUCUUUCUUUGUAACGUAAAUGUUUUAAACAUCACGCUCAAAAAUUGUUUGUCGUCUGUCUUGCACAAAUUAUGAUUUAAUCUACAUAUUUCUUGUUUUGUUUAUCUCUUUGUAUUAUUAUUUUUUUUUUGAUACAUUUUUUGUAAAUUUGCAUAAACCUAUUUUAUAUAAGUGUAGUGUUUAAGUGUGACUUUUUUUAAUUUCAUCCUUUUUUUACAAUAUCCACACAACAACAAACCAUAAUGGUGACUAUAGAAAUUAUAAUUUUUUUUCUACAAAUUAAUGUAAGAAACUUUUAAAUGAAAAAUACUGUAUCUUUAAAAAUACCAAAAAAAUAAAUACGAAUAAAAUAUAGAAAAAAAAA